Molecule: messenger RNA, 1377 nt
Organism: Salvelinus namaycush (lake trout)
Lineage: Eukaryota; Metazoa; Chordata; Actinopteri; Salmoniformes; Salmonidae
Product: T-box transcription factor TBX5-like
Exons: 7
Coding region: 4-1377 (457 amino acids)
Biological process (GO): regulation of transcription by RNA polymerase II; cell fate specification; positive regulation of DNA-templated transcription
Cellular component (GO): nucleus
Molecular function (GO): DNA-binding transcription factor activity, RNA polymerase II-specific; RNA polymerase II cis-regulatory region sequence-specific DNA binding
Source: RefSeq, a predicted model, not a curated record
GGAAUGGAUGGAAUAAAAGUAUACAUGCAAGAGCGGGAACUGUGGGAUAAAUUCCACGAGGUUGGAACGGAGAUGAUCAUCACUAAGGCGGGAAGGCGGAUGUUCCCCUGCUACAAGGUGAAGGUGACGGGCCUCAACCCUAAAAGCAAGUAUAUUCUCCUCAUGGAUAUCGUGCCAGCAGAUGACCACCGCUACAAGUUCGCUGAUAAUAAAUGGUCUGUUUCGGGGAAGGCAGAGCCGGCCAUGCCAGGGAGGUUGUACGUCCACCCUGACUCUCCAGCCACUGGGAGCCACUGGACACGCCAGCUUGUCUCCUUCCAGAAACUCAAACUCACUAACAACCACCUGGACCCCUUUGGACACAUUAUAUUAAACUCAAUGCAUAAAUACCAACCCCGCCUCCACAUCGUCAAAGCAGAUGAACACAAUGGGUUUGGUUCCAAGAACACAGCCUUCUGCACGCACAUGUUCUCAGAGACCUCAUUCAUCGCUGUGACAUCAUACCAGAACCACAAGAUCACCCAGCUGAAGAUAGAGAACAACCCGUUCGCUAAGGGCUUCAGAGGCAGUGAUGACAUGGAGCUGCACCGCAUGGCUAAGAUACAGGGUAAGGAGUGUCAGAGGGUGUGUCCUAGUGUGAGUCCGUUUGGGGGGGGACCGAGGGGGUUGGGUUCACACCCCUAUACCUGUGAGAAUGGGGUGAGCAGCACCACCCAGGAUCUCCUCACCCCCCCUCCAACCCCCUACACCCUCCCCCAACCAGACCCACACAAACACAUGCAGGUGUACCACUGCAACAAGAGGAAAGCAGAUGAUACCUGUCCUACAACAGAGCAUCACCAGUACAGGAAGUCCUACAUCAACAGUUCUCCCAGCGAUGUUGAGUCUUACUAUCACCCAUCUGCUUACCCUCCUCCCCCUCUUCCUCUCGCUGUCCAUCCCCAUCCCCCUGGUCUCUCUGACUCCCUCUACAGGUCAGAGGCGGGGCAGCGGCAGGCGUGUAUGUUUGCUGGAUCUGAGCCCAGACUGGAUGACCUCAGCUGUACAUCCUGGUCCUACAGCUGCCCUUUGACUCCUGCUAUGACCCCCAUGACCCCUACUGACCCCUACAUGACCUUCCCCCACCAGCCCUACUCCUCCAGUCCCCGGGGCUCUCAGCUGAGCUCAGUAGCCCACCAAGGCUCUCCUCCUCUGGAGGACUCUCUCUCUCAGUGCCCCUACCAGACCCAGAACUCCAGACCACCCCAGACACCCCAACACACCAGCCCACCCCUCAGAGAGUACCACUGCUACCCCACCUCCCUGUCUCCUACCCAAUACCACACCCUACACACACAGAUCAGGGGAGGGGUCCCAGAGUGGAGCGAGCCCACCUGA